Molecule: messenger RNA, 1974 nt
Organism: Trichoderma gamsii
Lineage: Eukaryota; Fungi; Ascomycota; Sordariomycetes; Hypocreales; Hypocreaceae
Exons: 2
Coding region: 1-1974 (657 amino acids)
Biological process (GO): DNA-templated transcription; regulation of DNA-templated transcription
Molecular function (GO): zinc ion binding; DNA-binding transcription factor activity, RNA polymerase II-specific; DNA binding
Source: RefSeq, a predicted model, not a curated record
AUGGCCACGGCAAUCUCCAAUAGCGACAGAGGCGGUGGCCAAUUCUCCACACCCAAACGGAGGAAGAUUCGGAAAGGCACGCAAAGCUGCUGGGAGUGCAAGCGAAGAAAGAUUCGGUGUACUUUUGCCGCUCCAACUGAGUCUACUGACACCAAAAAGCGCAGCCAAGCUGGCGGUCCGUCUGGAAUCAAAUCACCAUCCGUACGCAACUAUAUAAGCAAUGCAGAAUCUCUCAUCAACUUGCCAGGUGAUAAUGAAGGAAUCUCUCAGCAGCUUCUCGCCGCAUGGCCAAGCCAGCCUGAGCUCAAGACCAUAUCACAAAUAAAAAUUAACAAUACUUUUAUGCUAUUCCAUGGCGUCACAUGCAUGCCAUACUCAGACUUUACGAGCAACAACCUACCAUCGCUUCAAGACGUGUUGGAGCCGCCUCUGCCAGGGUCCCACCCAAUCUUGAUUGCCCGCAGGCUUCUCAUGCUGGGCGUUUUUCUGCAAAGCGGCUCACUUCUGUCAUCUGAGUUGCAGGUCAUCAUGUCUCGGGUCGUCGAAACAGCAAACAGACUGGUUGUUAGCAAUGACGACCUGGCUGGCUCGCUUGAAGGCAUCGAGUGCAUCAUGAUGGAGAGCAUGUUUCGCAACAAUGCGGGCAAUCUCCGCGGCGCUUGGGUCUCGAAUCGCCGAGCCAUGACUAUGGCGCAAGUCAUGAGCCUUCAUCGAUACAGAACCACUGUCUCUGCUAGUAGCAGCGACGGUUGGAAUGCUAGACCUCUGCCGAAAGCAAUUGACGCUGAGACGCGACAUCGUAUUGAGCCUCAGUUCAUGUGGUUUCGGCUAGUCGCUACAGAUCGAUAUCUAUCCUUGAUACUAGGGCUGCCACAGGAAUCUCAACAAGACCCCCAUUCCGUCUGCUUGGAGCCCAACGAGCUCAGAGAUUACGCACUCGUAGAUCGCCUUGAGCGCUUUGAGGUGGUGGCCGCGGGACUCAUUUUGCAGCGAAACAGCACAAACAUGCACAACCUUGACGCAACGCUCAGAGUGGACAAACUUCUUCAAGAGGCAACAGCUUCAACGCCUGCCCAGUGGUGGCUCCCUCCCGAGCCCUUGUCCAUCGCUGGUGAUUCUAUGGAGGCUUUCAAAGAGACGCUCCGACUCAUGUAUCAGCUCACCCAUUUCCACUUGCUUGCACAGUUACAUCUGCCAUAUAUACUCUUGACUUCCAACGACCGGAAAUACGACUAUAGCAAGACGACGGCCAUCAACGCGAGCCGGGAGAUACUGUCGCGGUUCGUCCUUUACUUUGACGGUAGUUCCAAAUGCUCCUCCUACUGCCGCGGGAUUGACUUUUUGACCUUUAUCGCUAGUAUGACGCUGUGUAUUGCUCAUAUAAAAGGGCAUUGCCAGCGGCAUAUUGGUGUCAAGAACAGCGAGACUGCCAGCGUCUUUCAAUCUCUCGUACACCAGCGCCCUCAAGACAUUGGAUACAUAGAGCGUUUAAUGGACAGUAUGGAACACAAGACAACAAGAGACAACAACCCCAUCACUCAAACAAUUACCAGCAGCCUGCGACAACUUGUGGCCAUCGAAGCUUCUGUUGCCAGUCAGAGUUGCUGCACUGCAAACUUCUCUUUCCAAGUCGGUUGCGAUGGGCUUGAAAGUAGCGGGAUCAGUAUGCAUAUGAAGAAUGAUGCAUUGAACAUAUACGUGCCUUACUAUGGCACCAUCAAAAUAGAGCGAGAAGUGCUUUCCCGCACGUUUGUUGAGAGCCAUCUUGUUUCGGCAGACUCCACAUCACACAUGCCCUUGGAAGCCUUUCAAUCGCCUACUGAAAGAUCUUUUGUUACGGAGACUCUUGGUGAACCAAUUUUGUCCAACAAUCGAAUUAUCGAGGAAGAUAACAUAUUAAUACCAGGUAUUGGGGAAGACUUUGGUGAUUGGGCACUUGGAAGCAUGGAUUUAGCUUUACUAGACACAAUAUGA